This is a messenger RNA of Suncus etruscus (white-toothed pygmy shrew), 1795 nucleotides long. RefSeq names its product cytochrome P450 7A1. Gene Ontology annotation, molecular function: steroid hydroxylase activity; iron ion binding; oxidoreductase activity, acting on paired donors, with incorporation or reduction of molecular oxygen. NCBI's taxonomy places the organism in Eukaryota, Metazoa, Chordata, Mammalia, Eulipotyphla, Soricidae. The record is from RefSeq and is a predicted model, not a curated record. Gene Ontology annotation, biological process: bile acid biosynthetic process; cholesterol homeostasis. The coding region runs from base 82 to 1584 and encodes 500 amino acids. The transcript is spliced from 6 exons.
UAUAUAAAAAGUCUAGCUGGAGUCGCUAUUCGGUUGCAUUCUUGCCUUUUGAAGCAUAGAAGUUUGUAUUAUAUUUGCAAAAUGUUGACAAUGUCUUUAACCUGGGGAAUUGUGAUAGCAGUGUGCUGUUGUUUGUGGCUUAUUCUAGGAAUCAGGAGAAGGCAAAUGGGUGAGCCACCUCUGGAGAAUGGGAUGAUUCCAUACCUCGGAUGUGCUCUACAAUUUGGGGCCAAUCCUCUUGAGUUUCUAACAGAAAAUAAAAAAAAAUAUGGUCAUAUAUUCACCUGCAAACUAAUGGGAAAUUAUGUUCACUUUAUCACAAAUCCAUUGUCAUACCAAAGAGUGUUGUGCCAUGGGAAAUAUUUUGAUUGGAAAAAAUUCCACUUUGCUACUUCUGCAAAGGCAUUUGGGCACAGAAAAAUAGACCCAACUGAUGGUGACACCACUGAAAACAUAAACAAGACUUUUAUCAAAACCCUGCAAGGAGAUGCCUUGAAUUCCCUCACAGAAACCAUGAUGGAAAACCUCCAACAGUCUAUGAGACGUCAAGUCAUUUCCAACUUCAAGGCACCUACCUGGGUGACAGAAGGGAUGUAUUCCUUUUGCUACCGAGUGAUGUUUGAAGCUGGAUAUUUCACUCUCUUUGGCAGAGAACUUACAGCUCAAGAUGCACAAAAAACAAUUAUUAAUAACCUUGACAACUUCAAGGAAUUCGACAAGAUCUUUCCAGCUUUAGUAGCAGGUCUCCCCAUUCAUGUGUUCAAGACUGCUCACCAUGCCAGGGAAAAACUGGCAGAGGGCCUGAAGGGCAAGAACCUGGUAAAGAGACACCACAUGUCCGAAUUGGUCAGAUUUAUAAACGACAUGCUGUCUACUUUAGAUGACAUGGAGAAAGCCAAAUCACAUCUUGCUGUCCUCUGGGCUUCGCUCGCAAACACCAUUCCAGCCACUUUCUGGAGCUUGUUUCAAUUGAUUAGGAACCCAGAGGCAAUGAAAGCAGCUAUGGAAGAAGUGCAAAGAACACUAGAGAAUGCUGGUCAAAAAAUCAGCUCUCAAGACCAUCCGAUUUGUUUGAGUCAAAUGCAACUAAAUGACAUGUCUGUGCUAGAAAGUAUUAUCAAGGAGUCUCUGCGGCUUUCCAGUGCUUCCCUGAACAUUAGGACGGCUAAAGAGGAUUUCACUUUGCACCUUCAGGAAGGUUCCUUUAAUAUUCGCAAAGAUGACAUUGUAGCACUUUAUCCACAACAAAUGCACUUAGAUCCAGAAAUUUACCCAGAUCCUUUGACCUUUAAAUAUGAUAGAUACCUUGACGAAGAUGGGAGGAUAAAGACCGCCUUCUACAGAAAUGGACUGAAGUUAAAAUAUUACUUUAUGCCUUUUGGAUCAGGAGCUACAAUCUGUCCUGGGAGAUUAUUUGCUAUCCUGGAAAUCAAGCAAUUUUUAGUUCUCAUGCUUACCUAUUUUGAACUAGAACUGGUAGAAAACCCUGUUAAAUGCCCCCCUUUGGACCAGUCCCGUGCAGGCUUGGGCAUUUUACCACCAUUACAUGAUGUUGAGUUUAAAUAUAAACCCAAAUAUAUUUGAAUAUAUGGUUAGACAGAGAAAAUACUGGGUAAUGCUACAGGACUGAGAACACCAUCAUGUACAUGUCUAUGGACAGGUGCAUUAAGUUGUAGAAAAGUUGAUGCAGCAACUCCAAUUCUGUUCACUGAUUUGUGCUUGUGAAAAGGAAUUUUCGAGUGACAGUUUCUAGAUUCCAUCGCAGAUUGUGCUAAUUCAUAGAGGAACAAUAAUU